This is a messenger RNA of Vicia villosa (hairy vetch), 2925 nucleotides long. RefSeq lists its product as uncharacterized. Bases 1 to 2925 code for a protein of 974 amino acids. The record is from RefSeq and is a predicted model, not a curated record. Lineage: Eukaryota; Viridiplantae; Streptophyta; Magnoliopsida; Fabales; Fabaceae. The transcript has 3 exons. Gene Ontology annotation, molecular function: catalytic activity.
AUGAGUGGUGGUAUUGCAGUACUUUGGAAGAAUAGUAGCAAGUGUAGUGUUCUUAACUUUAACAGAAACUUCAUAAAUAUUUUGGUGCAAGACGGAGUGAAAGGGGAUUGGCGUCUUACGUGUUACUACGGGUAUCCUGAACGGGCAAGACGAAGGCAAGCUUGGGCUUUGCUUCGUGAGCUUCAUGUUAUGUCGACGCUCCCGUGGUGUAUUAUCGGUGAUUUUAAUGAUCUUCUCUCUCAGAAUGAUAAACGUGGCCUGCACCCCCAUCCCGAUUGGUUGUGUUCAGGUUUUCAAGAAGUUAUUAGUGAUUGUAAUCUCACGGAUAUCCCUCUCGUAGGUUACCCGUUUACAUGGACAAAGAGUAGAGGUGCACCGCACAUGAUCGAGGAGAGGUUGGAUAUGGCCCUGGGUUCUGUGAGUUGGCUGCAGUUCUUUCCUGAUGCUAAGCUUACUAACCUUGUAGCUUCUCACUCGGACCAUAGCCCGAUCCUGUUGAGUUGUGAACCCGUACAGCAGAGGCGUCGCAGAAGAAAGUUUAGGUUUGAAAAUUGGUGGUUAGAUGAGGAGGGUCUCCUUGAUGUUGUGAAGGAGAGUUGGCUGGCAGAAACUCACAAUUCUGUCGUGGAAAAAAUUUCAAGGUGUGCUCUAUAUUUAGAACAGUGGCAGAAGGUUCAGGUUCAGAAGAACAAUGAGGAGAAAGAUAUUCUUCGCGCUAAACUGGACAUGUAUAGGGGUAGCAUGGAUCCGAUUAAUGCUGAUCAAUAUAUGGUGGCGCAUCUAGAUUAUAACAAGGUUCUUAUUCGUGAGGAUACUUAUUGGAAACAAAGGGCCAAGACGCAUUGGUUUCGGGACGGUGAUCGAAACACUAAGUUUUUCCAUCGUACUGCCUCCGUUCGUCGAAACUCCCAGCAGAUUAGUAUGUUAUUGAAUGAUGAGCAUGUUGAGAUUCGGGAUCAAGAAGGGUUGUGUGGGGUUGCAAAAAAUUACUUUGAGGAAUUGUUCAAAGAGAAGGCAGGAACGUAUGAGCCGGUGUUGGCACUGAUUCAUCCUCUUAUUUCUAGUACUGAUAAUGAAUCUCUCACUGCACCUUUAUCUAAGGAUGAAUUAUAUAUGGCUUUAUCUCAGAUGCAUCCCAACAAGUCUCCGGGCCCUGAUGGGUUUAACCCGGCGUUUUAUCAGAACUUCUGGGACAUAUGUGGUGAUGACAUUUUUACAGAAGCUAAUCUAUGGCUCGAUAGAGGUUUUUUCCCGUCUGAUAUUACUCAUACUAAUAUUUGUCUGAUUCCGAAAAACGGGAAUCCCUCUAGUAUGACAGAUUUGCGCCCGAUCUCGUUAUGCAAUGUGGUGUAUAAAAUCCUCUCUAAACUCCUCGCCAAUAGAUUAAAAAAGUGUUUGGAUAAGUGUAUUAGGGAGGAGCAGUCAGCUUUUGUGGAGGGAAGAUCGAUCCUUGAUAAUGCCAUGAUUGCCUUUGAAGUUAUUCACGCUCUUAAGAGAAGGACCUCGGGGAACAAUGCCCAGCUGGCUCUUAAGAUUGAUAUUAGUAAGGCGUAUGAUCGAGUGGAUUGGGGCUUCUUGAGGGGUAUGUUGUAUCGGUUGGGUUUUGCAGAGAGGGCAAAUCUUACGGAGGUACAUAACAUUAUGGAGAUCCUUAAUUUGUAUGCUGAUGCUGCAGGCCAAGAUAUUAAUUUGUCCAAAUCUGAGGUGUUCUUUAGCAGGAAUAUCAGUAUUUCUGCUCAGAAGGAUCUGGCUAACAUCAUGGGAGUUCAUCAUGUCCUUGGUACAGGAACCUAUCUGGGUCUCCCUUCCCUUAUUGGUCGCAGUAAGAAGGUCAUUUUUGGGUAUGUGAAGGACAAAAUUUGGAAGAAGAUCAAUUCUUGGAGGGGCAGGCCGGUUUCUAAAGCAGGAAAGGAAGUGAUGAUAAAGUCAGUGUUGCAGUCUAUUCCAUCUUAUGUCAUGAGUCUGUUCGUUCUUCCUGAUGGCAUUAUCCAAGAUAUUGAAAUAAUGCUUAAUGCUUUCUGGUGGGGAGGUAGUAGUAACCAAAGUUGUAUUAAGUGGAUGGCGUGGGAUAAGUUCACAGGUCCUAAGAAUGAGGGGGGGCUUGGUUUCCGAGACCUAAAGUCGUUUAACCUGGCCAUGGUAGCUAAGAGAGGGUGGAAUUUGUUGUCUAAGCCGCAUUCUCUUGUGGCUAGAAUUUAUACAGCAAGGUAUUUUCCUCGUUCUUCUUUCUUUGAGGCUAACUUGGGAAAUAAUCCUAGUUUUGUUUGGCGUAGCAUUUGGCAGGCUAGGAGAGUUCUAUCUCUUGGGUGUAGAUGGAGUAUUGGUGAUGGGAGGCAUAUUCUAGUGAUGGGUGCUCCUUGGCUUCGCGGCUGUUCCGAGGGUAUGUUGAAUGGGCCUCAACGUCAAGAGUGGAAUGUCCCGUUAAUUAGGGAGUUGUUUGAUUAUGAUGUCGGGAAUGCUAUUCUCCAAGUUCCUUUAAUUGAUGAUGUGAUUGAAGAUAAGUGGAAUUGGAAAGAGGAACAAAAUGGUUGUUAUAGUGUUCGGACAGGGUACAGGUUAUGGAGAAAGGAGGUGGGGUCGCCUUUUAAGAGAGUGGUUGGAGAUUGGAGUAGCCUUUGGAAUAUUAAGGCUCCACCUAGAGUGAAGCAUCUUCUCUGGAGGAUUUGUAGGGAUUGUCUUCCCACUAGAGUUAGGUUGCAAAAUCAUCAUGUGCCUUGCACGUCUAUUUGUCCGUUUUGUGAGUUACAUAUGGAGGACUCGUGGCACGUGUUCUUCGGUUGUGUUGUUACGAAUAGGUGCUGGCAAAGUGCAGGUUUGGCUCAUGUCGUGGAUCCUCGUAAGCAUCACUUUCAUGAUGCUACAUCUUUGAUUUUGAUAUUUGCCGGAAGGAAGAUCCUAUGGUGGCGGGGAGAGUUGCGGUUAUGA